AUGACACCCUCCAUCAUGGUGUAUAACAAUGGUACAAUGACACCCUCCAUCAUGGUGUAUAACAAUGGUACAAUGACACCCUCCAUCAUGGUGUAUAACAAACAAUGGUACAAUGACACCCUCCAUCAUAAAACUGAUACACCUGACACCAUAAAUGAUACACCUGACACCAUACGUGAUACACCUGACACCAUACGUGAUACACCUGACACCAUACGUGAUACACCUGACACCAUACGUGAUACACCUGACACCAUACGUGAUACACCUGACACCAUACGUGAUACACCUGACACCAUACGUGAUACACCUGACACCAUACGUGAUACACCUGACACCAUACGUGAUACACCUGACACCAUACGUGAUACACCUGACACCAUACGUGAUACACCUGACACCAUACGUGAUACACCUGACACCAUACAUGAUACACCUGACACCAUACAUGAUACACCUGACACCAUACGUGAUACACCUGACACCAUACGUGAUACACCUGACACCAUACGUGAUACACCUGACACCAUACGUGAUACACCUGACACCAUACGUGAUACACCUGACACCAUACGUGAUACACCUGACACCAUACGUGAUACACCUGACACCAUACGUGAUACACCUGACACCAUACAUGAUACACCUGACACCAUAAAUGAUACACCUGACACCAUACGUGAUACACCUGACACCAUACGUGAUACACCUGACACCAUACGUGAUACACCUGACACCAUACGUGAUACACCUGACACCAUACAUGAUACACCUGACACCAUACGUGAUACACCUGACACCAUACGUGAUACACCUGACACCAUACGUGAUACACCAAACAUACUACAACUAGCACCAACCACGCCCACGACGUCCCAGACCUUCACCCAGCACGCCCACGAGGUCCCAGAUCUUCACCCAGCACGCCCACGACGUCCAAGACCUUCACCCAGCACGCCCACGAGGUCCCAGAUCUUCACCCAGCACGCCCACGACGUCCAAGACCUUCACCCAGCACGCCCACGAGGUCCACGAUCUUCACCGAGCACGCCCACGACGUCCAAGACCUUCACCCAGCACGCCCACGACGUCCCAGACCUUCACCCAGCACGCCCACGAGGUCCAAGAUCUUCACCUAGCACGCCCACGACGUCCAAGACCUUCAUCUAG
This is a messenger RNA of Procambarus clarkii (red swamp crayfish), 1170 nucleotides long. Lineage: Eukaryota; Metazoa; Arthropoda; Malacostraca; Decapoda; Cambaridae. The record is from RefSeq and is a predicted model, not a curated record.